AUGAGUUCGAAGCGUAACAGUGGGGCAGAUGAACCGGUGGGGAAUGCGUCCAUCCGCACUAGGGGAGUAGGAAGCAGCGAAGGGGAUAAGGGCACCCUUAGGAAAGGUGGCCUUGUCGAUAGCUGCCCACUCCGUAGUGCAGGGAGCCCAAAGAACUACAGCGCAAUCCGCCCCAAUGUAAAUGAAAGCCAGCACACCAUGGAUGAUGUGUGUUCGAGAAGUUACUCAAAAAUGAACCGGGCGAAAGACGAAAGAAGUGCCCAGAGUGAAAACCCCAAAGAGGUUCUAACAAAACAGAAAAAUGCCAUUUCUGAUGAAAUUAACAACAAGGAAUCGAUAAAAUGUGCAAAGGAUAUGAGGGAAAAGAAAUGUGUAUAUAAAUUUAAAAAAUUUUCCAUCUUCUCAUUUAACAUUUUGGCGGACAGCUUAGUGGACUACAAAUACGAGAACAACUGUUCCCAUGUGAUGAGGUGGAUGAACAGGAAAGAAUUCAUUUUCCAAAAUAUAAGGAGAAAAUUAUCAGACAUUAUAUGCCUACAAGAAAUAGAAGAGUCUUAUUUCACCGAACUGCAGGAGAAACUGAAGCUGCUCAACUAUGAGGGAUUAUUUUUAAAAAAGAAAAAAGAAACUUGCCAAGAUGGAAUAUGUAUCUUUUACAAUACCAACGUUUUUAAGUUAUUAUUUUUUGACGAAAUUGUUUAUGAUAAAUCUGCCUUUUUGAAGAAAUGGCACGUAGGGUUAAUUGUCGCUUUGAAAAAUAAACUUUCGAAGAAGGUCGAAUGGUAUGAUGGAAAUGUAACUACUGGUGAUCGUGAUGGUAGUCACCAUAUGAUGGGGGACAACCACAUAAGUGGCUCCCCUGGCUUCGCCGAAUCUGCUGACGAUAUUGUCAUCGUUUCGAAUACACACCUGAUUUUCGACUCCUGUAAGGGGGAUGUCAAGCUGUACCAGCUGUGCUACAUGACGUAUCGCUUAGUCGCCAUGAUGAACAAGUGCCUGGACUAUUUGAGGACGCGCGAGAAGGGGGUGAAGCCAGGGCGCGCAGAAAAGGGAAAGAACGCGGAAGACACAGGGAGAAAAAGAAUCAGGGAGGGCUCACCCCAAGGGAGGAGAGUCCACCCAACGGAUCGCCGCGACUUCCUCAGCCCCGCCGUAAUUUUCUGUGGAGACCUGAACAUAACCCCCAACAGCCUUCUCUACUACUACAUAGUUAACAGGUACAUAAAUUUGAAGAAGAUAAACAUGAAAAACAUCUCAGGGCAGUACCUCAUGUUCAAGAAGCAGUUCUACGUCUGUAGCUACGAAAAGGGGAGUGAAAUUAAAAAAAUGUUUGACGAGAAUAUUCUGAGUGAUUUAAAAUACGACCAUUACAACACCAUGGUGGACAAUAUGAGGAGGGAGUCCCUAUUUUCUUUUUUUAAAAAUGAAAGAAUACUGGACGAGGGAUACCUAACGAGUCACUUUUUUCAACAUGGGAGUGAUGCCUAUUUGAGGAACUACAAUUCGUAUGAAUAUUUGAAGAGCAAAUUUAAGGAAGGCAAGAAUGACUGUCUUCCUUAUUGGGGGCACUCUGAGAGAAAGUCUAAUACACUGUCGGGUAGCGAAGUGGUGAGGAAUGAAGAUAAAGGCGAUGAAAACCCCGCGGUGGUUCCUGAGGAGAAGGAACAUGGAAGCAUCAAUUCUGAUGAGAUGGACCAUGAGGAGGGCGACGAGGAUGACGCGGAGCAUAGCCAUCCCGAGAAGGAAGCAAAAAUACCAACUGAUCAGCAUGACGAUGACUUCAUACUUUACUACCCCCUGUAUUUUGAAAGUAUAUAUAACAGUGUGGAUGAGGAGCGAGUAGAAAAGCCCUGCCACAAAUAUGAUCAUAUUGAUAACCUGAAAGACGAGGAAAAUAAUUUACCGCUAAGUGAUGUUCCAUUCACCGUGUUUCAUGGGAAGCAAAAGGGGUGUGUCGAUUAUAUAUUUUACUCGUAUAGGACUCUCAAGAAAAUAUCCUGUUCAGCCAUACCACCAUUCGACAAACUUGCAAAACAUGGUUGCCUACCGAAUGAGAAAUACGCCUCGUCCGAUCAUUUGUAUUUGCACGCCACUCUAAUUAGAAGGACAAAUGAUGAGGGUAGGAACGUCGACGCAUGA
Molecule: messenger RNA, 2139 nt
Organism: Plasmodium inui San Antonio 1
Lineage: Eukaryota; Apicomplexa; Aconoidasida; Haemosporida; Plasmodiidae
Exons: 3
Coding region: 1-2139 (712 amino acids)
Molecular function (GO): 3'-5'-RNA exonuclease activity
Source: RefSeq, a predicted model, not a curated record